This is a messenger RNA of Rhinichthys klamathensis goyatoka, 3752 nucleotides long. Its product is annotated as integrin alpha-D. Gene Ontology annotation, biological process: cell adhesion mediated by integrin; integrin-mediated signaling pathway; cell-cell adhesion. The coding region runs from base 57 to 3725 and encodes 1222 amino acids. Gene Ontology annotation, cellular component: external side of plasma membrane; integrin complex. The transcript has 31 exons. NCBI's taxonomy places the organism in Eukaryota, Metazoa, Chordata, Actinopteri, Cypriniformes, Leuciscidae. The record is from RefSeq and is a predicted model, not a curated record. Gene Ontology annotation, molecular function: integrin binding.
GGAAAUGAGAGUCAUGAAGAAACGAACAGGAAGAAGUGUGUCACAGACAGGCAGCGAUGGAGACGCUCAGCUGGAUUCUGCUCAUGUGGGCGUCUCUUUCAGAGGCCUUCAAUAUCGACACUGAACAUCCACUGAGAUUUAACGGCGCGGCAGAAGAUUUCUUUGGUUACAGCGUUUAUCAGUCUGAGUUUGAAAACAGGAAACAGAUCAUCGUCGGAGCGCCAUUAAAAGGAAACUCAACGGGUGAAAUGUACAGUUGCACAGUAGAUCUGCAGUCCUGCACACCUCUGCUCUGGCCAGGCUCAGAGGGCGUUCGGUUCUUCGGCAUGUCUUCUGCUGUGUCGUCUGAUGCUGUCGGACGCUUGACUAGCUGCAGUCCCUAUCUUCCUCAUGAGUGUGACGGAAACUCGUAUCUGAAUGGCGUCUGCUACCAGUUCAACAGCAGAUUACAGGCCGUCUCAAACUUUACCGCCGCUUACCAAGAAUGCACGAAGAGAGAAGUCAAUCUGGUGUUUCUCUUUGACGGAUCCAGCAGUAUGAAACCAGACGAGUUUAAAUUGAACAAGGAAUUCAUUAAACAUGUUAUGAGCAAGCUUUCAAACUCAUCCAUAAAGUUUGCUGCCGUCCAGUUUUCAACUACAUUCACAACUGUGUUUGACUUCAACGACUAUCAGGACGGCUCCGCUGAACACAAACUCAUGCAAGAGAAACGCAUAAAAACUCUCACAAACACACACGGAGCAAUCAACUAUGUUUUAGAGAAUCUCCUGAAUAACGUGUCGUCUGGAGCCGAUCUCAGCGCUCAGAAAGCCCUGGUGAUCAUCACAGAUGGAGACCCUAGUGAUAAUGAUGAGGAAAGUGUCCUCAACAGAUGCAAUGAGCAAAAUAUCCUCCGCUUCAUCAUUGGGGUGGGACAUGUUAGCUUAAAAACACUCAGGGAGCUGGCUUCAGAACCAAGGAUAAACAACACCUUCUACAUUCAAGACUACAGUGGACUCAAAGGACUUCUUGACAAUCUGCAAAUAAAGAUCUACAACAUUGAAGGGUCAAAGGACGCACACAGCAAAGACAGACAGAAAGAGUUAUCGCAGAGUGGAUUCAGUGUCCUCUUCCACAAGGACUCUGCGAUUGUGGGUUCAGUUGGAUCUAAUGACUGGCGUGGAUCUCUGUAUGAAGUGACUGGAUCAGGAUCUGGAUUUAAAGAGACUGAGAUUAAGGAUCCAUCUGUCAGUAAAGACUCGUACAUGGGUUACUCUGCUGUUCUGGGAAUGAGAGGCGGCAUCUCUCUUCUGUUCUCUGGGGCUCCGCGGGCCGAACACAAGGGUCUGGUGACCCUCUUCACCAAGAAUGAAAGCACAUGGACAGUGACGAGGAACAUCACCGGAGAACAAAUUGGCUCGUAUUUUGGCGCGUCUCUGAGUCUGUUGGAUGUGGACUUGGAUGGAGACUCAGAUUUCCUUCUGGUCGGAGCUCCGUUAUUUCACCAGUCUCAGCCGAGGGCAGAAGGGAGGCUGUACGUCUACGCUUUAUCAGAGGAGUAUUUUCAGAAGACACUGAACGAGUCAAACACCGGCAGAUUUGCUGCAUCUCUGGCUUCACUAAAGGACCUGAAUGGGGACGGGCUGUCAGAUGUGGCAGUCGGGGCGCCGCUUGAGAAUGAAGGGGAGGGAGUCGUCUACAUCUACCUGGGCGACAGGACACGUGGAAUAAACACCGAACACGCUCCUCAGUUGAUUCCAGCGCGCUCGGUUCUGCCCGGUCUGCAGCAGUUCGGAGUGUCUCUGUCUGGUCAGAUGGACAUGAGCGAUGAUAAUCUGACAGAUGUCGUGAUCGGAGCUAAAGGAGGGAUCGUGCUGCUCAAGGCUCGGCCUGUGAUGUCUGUAUCGGCGCAGCUCAGUUUCAGUCCCAAUGAAAUCAAUCUGAAUGACUUUGAAUGCCCGGGUGGUGACAAAGUCUUUAUUGCGUUUAAUCUCACUUCAUGUUUCACAGUGAACGAGCGGACCAGUAGCAGUGGAUCUCUCGAGAAGAACCUGAAUAUUUCUCUGAACCUGAAUGUUGAUGUGAUGAGAGGAAUCAAUCGAGGAUUCGUCGAUCAGAGUGAUCCGUCGUCCAGGACUCUUCAGCAGUUUAUCCUGCUGGAUUCUAGGAUCUCCUGUUCCAGAUUCCCCAUCUUCAUGCCACGCUGCAUAAGAGACACAGUGUUUCCGCUGAAGAUACGAAUGAAUUUCUCACAAACCGAGAUGCUUUCUGAAAACUCCACGGCUAUUCUUGACAUCCACAGCAGGACAGAGGAGUAUGUCGAGGUGCCGUUUCAAAGGAACUGUAAUUCAAACAACAGCUGUGUGGCCGAUCUGAAGCUGAACUUCAGUUUUACGAAUGACACGUUGGUGGUGGUGAAUCAAGCUCAUUUCACUGUCCUCGUAUCGCUGGCCAACCCAGGCGACGACUCCUUCAACACCAGCAUAGUGCUGCACUACCCAGAAGGCCUCUCGCUCUCGAAAUUUGACACUGUUAAGCCCAGCCGGACUCGAAGCAGCUGUGGUGAUCGUGACAGCGGUGCUAUGAACAGAACCUCCUGCAGUAUCAAUCUACCAGUGUACCGCAGCGGCACCACGACUCAGUUUCUGGCAACCUUUCGUAUGGCGAAAUGGGAUUACGACUGGUCCGACAGGAUGGAGAUGAUGAUCACCGCUAACAGUGAUAAUAAUGGAAACAUCAGCGAUACGGCGGUGAGGAGGAGCGUCCCGGUUCAGUUCGCCGUUGAUCUGGCAAUCAGUCUAGCGGCUGAAGACUCUGUGACGUAUCUGGAUUUCUCUCUGGAGGACAGAGGUCCAAAAGCUCUCAACAUCGUCUACAAGGUGGAGAAUCUGGGUGUUAAAGGUCUGCCGGUGUCGCUCAAGCUCACCCUGCCCUGUCAAACUACACAUGUGAUUUUAACCCCUCAGAACUUCAGCAUGCAGGAGAACUCAGUGUCGUGUAGAUUCAUCAAACCGCAGGUAAGAGAUCAUAGACCCUUUUACAGCUGCUAUCCGAUCACAAGCAGUCACAGUAAACGCAUCUUCCGGCUGUUGGAUUUCAUCUGUUUAGAUCAGUUGAUUCUCUGGUUUAUUGGUGUCAGUGUUUCAGGUCUCAGUGUUGUGUUGAUGUUUCAGGACGGUCACUGCGGGAAGUUCGAGUGUGGUCAGUUUGAUCUGCAGAAAUCUUCAGUAGUUCACUUCAUCCUGAAGGCAAACGCAGCUCUCCAGAACGUGAAGGAAUACGAGAGCAAAUACUCCUUCUACGAGUUCAGAGAGGAUUUUGUCUUGGACAUCAGCGCCGAGCUCCACUACAACAGAAGCCGCUACAACCAGACGUCGACCGGCCUGAAGGACGACCCUCACCAAUCACAGAUUGCAGUGAGGGCGGAGUUUGUCGUUCCACCCAGUCUAAUGCUGAUCGUGUGCACUGGCGCAGUGGGCGGGGUCAUCCUGCUCAUUAUCAUAUUGAUCCUGCUGCUGAAGUGUGGUUUUUUUAAGCGAAAGCGUCCUGAAGAGUUUCCCUCGGAGGAUGAAAAUCUCACUGCGGUUGAAGACUUUCCUCUCAUGAACACGAGUGCUAAAGAAAGCAGAGGAGUCAGUGAGAACGACAGCACAGAGAAAGAGAAUGGAGUGACAGACAGCACAGAGAAAGAGAACGGAGUGAACGAGACGAAUCGCAGUCCUGAACCACCAAACACUGACGAAUAAAACCACAGUUUAUUUUCAGCAAGUAAA